AUGGCUGCGGCCAUGGCGGAAACCCUAGCGCUGGCCCCGGUGGAGGACCCCGAGGCGCCCCUCGACGCGGCCGCCAUCCGAAGCCGGUUCAAGCAGCUCUCCACGCUGUGGGGAGGGGACGAGGAGGAGCCGGUGGAUGCUGCGGCGGCGGAGGAUGGGCUGCGCUCCGGGUGCGAGGCGGAUAUGCAGGCGGAGGAUGCGUGGGACUCCAGCGCUGCUGAGCUAGAGAGUCGCUGUUUGGACUUGUACAUUGAGUGGUUGAGAAAGGAGGUGAGCUUGACAGAGGAGGAGAACUGCAAGUUAUCUGCCGAGAUUAGUGUCAUUGGAGAGACAGUGUUCAAAGACAUGAUUCCACUGGAUGCUGAGAUUGAAUCACUGGAGUCUUCACUGAAUACACUUGGUUCAGAGGGUUUGAAACAUUCGGAAGCAAGUCCUAUCUCAACUGAUUCAGGCUUCAACCAAAUAGAUAUUGAGAAGGACUGCAAAUAUGAGGAACUGAAACUAGAUCAUCAAAUAGGAAAAAGUGAGAUGGACUUGAAGCUGCUACAAAUACAAAGUAUUUCAAUGCAAAGGGAUGAAGAAAUGUGGCAGCUUCAAUCUCUGGUUUCAGGACCAAAGGUCUUAGAGUGUAAAGACAACUGUCUCAGGGUGCUCCUGAAGGCACCUAUACUGACCUCGGAAUGUGUAAUUCUUGGACAAAAGUUGGAUUGUGUUGUUGAUUCUUCUGUUUCAGAUCAUGAGUUACUGAUAGAAGUUGAUGAAGGAAGCAUGGAACUGAAUAAAGUCCAGAUCUUUCCUGCUGAUGUUUGUGUAGAUAUACUGAUUGAGAAGCUCAAGUCCUCCAGAGAGGUCAUUUCCGCUCCAUCUUUGGGAUGGCUCAUUCGGCAAUGUCAACAACAGAUUGUAAUCAACACUCUAAGACGAUCGUUGGUGAAUGAUGCCAAUAAUUCCAGGCAUUCUUUUGAGUACUUUGACAAAGAUGAAACAAUCGUAGCUCAUUUGGUUGGUGCAAUUGAUGCCUUCUUCAAGAUAUCUGCAGACUGGCCACUGUCGUCCUAUGGUCUGAAGUUAAUCUCAAUCCGCAAUUCAGGGACUCAGCCAACGAAUAUAACUUUACAUUUGCUCUGCAAGACCAAGGAACUUGCCAAUGGCUUGGAGCUUGAGACUCGUCGGCAUCUGGUAAGAUUUGUAGACGCCGUUGAGGAGAUUCUUGUUCGGGAGAUGCAGUCAGAGCUCCACUCCAGCAGGGUUUCUGCUUAG
Messenger RNA from Triticum turgidum subsp. durum (durum wheat), 1260 nucleotides. Lineage: Eukaryota; Viridiplantae; Streptophyta; Magnoliopsida; Poales; Poaceae. The record is from the annotation of a GenBank genome assembly.